Molecule: messenger RNA, 2958 nt
Organism: Purpureocillium takamizusanense
Lineage: Eukaryota; Fungi; Ascomycota; Sordariomycetes; Hypocreales; Ophiocordycipitaceae
Exons: 7
Coding region: 151-2958 (935 amino acids)
Source: RefSeq, a predicted model, not a curated record
CGGCUGUUGUGAUAAGACACCAUUGCGGGACGCUCUUUGUCCACAACACCACCACAACAAACCCUUGCUGCUGGCAACCCAACAACACCUACUUCGUACUUUUGUGCACAGCAAGUGGCCUGAAGCAGCUCGGGAGGGGCAACACGCAUCAUGUCGUCGCGGCUCAAGGUCGUCCGCAUCGCCAACAAGCUCCUCGCCCCGUCCCCGUCCAGCAUCACGCCCUCCUCGCCCAACCUCCCGUGGACGCCCCUCGGCGGCGCCUCGCGCGAGCAUCUCUUCCACGAGCUCGAGGCGCUCUACUGGGACGGCGUGGCUUCCGAGCUCGAAAACAUCGUGCGCGCGCUCCACGCCUGGCACCAUGCGCAGCAGCAGCCAGACUUGGCGGACGUGACGGUCGAGGACGAGGACGACGACAAGGUAUACGGCUUCGACACCUUUCUGGACCAGGUCAGUGGGGAGGCAAGGGAGAGAGUCAUUCGCGAGUUUCACGCUCGAGCAGAGAGCAGUCGCUAUGGUUUCGACCCUCCGACCGUGUAUGAGGCUGCGCUCAGCGACGUGAUUCGCGAGCGCAAGGCCGAACUCGUCAGCACGCAUCUCAAGGCGUCUGUGAGAAAGGCACUGGAAGCGGACACGCCCACGCUGAGCAGACCGCAACAACGUGCGUGGAUGCUCCUCCAAGCAGCGGGCCUCCUUGACAUUGACAAGCUUAUUGAGCAUCGUCCGCCCCCCGAUGGGUUGCGCUACACAAAGAGGCCCGCCGUGCCUCAGUUGGCGCCGGCCAAGUUUGACAAAGAUUGGGUUCCCAAGUUUGCACCUCUUCGCUGCUCAAGACCCAACUGCAAAGCCCCCAUCUGCGGUAGUAUGUAUAAGUCUCAAGGUAAAGAGGGCGAACCGUCAACCAUCUGCGAAGACUGCUACUGGCGGUUCCACCACGGGCGCCCCUCCUCAUCCUCCUAUGUCAAGUCCUACAAGCACUGCGUCCUGCUCGAGUCCGUCUCCCCCGAAACGAGCAGGAGCAUCUGCCUCUGCAGGGACGUGGCCCACCUCGACGCCGGCGGCAAGCCCGUGAGCCUGUUCCCCGUGGGCAGGACAGCGCAGCACGUCGACGUCGCAGGCCCCGGGACGCCACAGUGCGGACUGCUCAAGCUCGGCGAGGCCGUGGCGUCGGCCAAGUACAGAGGGCUGGAGGAGCUUGCUGGCCAAAAGGGCGUCAAGGUGCUCAAAGAGGAGGAGAAGCAAAAGAGGCGCAGCUACAAGACGGGCAUCGAUGCCGCCAGAUUCGAAGCCCUGCUCCAGGAGGGGCCCACGGACCCAGGCAACGACAACGACGUGUCGUCGUUUAUCAGACAGUUCGCAGACCCAAAUCCGUUUGGCCAUGUGCACAUGUCUCUCCGGGUCGGGCCCUUGGUCGUCGAGAACGGGGUGGCGCACACGAAAGGAGGCGCGCGCAUCAGUCUUCGUGAGCUUCCCGUCUUUCAUGAAAGGGCAUGCCAGCGGGCGGAUCGCGUGCUCCUCGUCGACGGGACGCCGAACAAGGGGCUCUGGAAGAGCAAGCAGCCUGCCACGCAGCCUAAACGAUACAAAGCCAUCAUGAAGCAGGUGGUCGGCCUUCCGUUUAGCGGCAUGUUACCACACGAUGCCGAGCUAGAAAUUGUCAAGGACCUGCUGGAUGCGAGCGAGUCCAUGAAUGACCGGCCAGACACCAAAGAAAAGGACGGCGGAGCGUCCCACAUUCAGGCCGCCAUGGAGAAGCUCAAAGCCAUCAUCGGCAGUCGAGCGAGGACAUACCUGCGGCACGUUGCAGACGUGCUAACAAGCCCAUCCACCAAUCUCACAUGGAGCCCCAAGCAAAAUAACUGCCUCACAUUCUGCAACAAAAUCGUCGACACGGACCUCUUCAGACCGCUCGUCGGGGGCGAGCACCACACCGAUGACAAGACGACCCAGCCGCUGUACCUCUUGAGCUUCGUCUGCCCAGAGAGCGGGUACCUCAAGCCCAGCGUCAGGACAAAGCACGACGUGCCGAGCGGCCUGACGGAAGACUACCUGCGGCGCUUCUACUUUGGGCGCCACCACGACGGCGUCGACAUGCUCGACUCCCUCCAGGAGUACUGGUACGACUGGGGCGCGUUCGGCGGGCCGCUGUUCCGCAACCUGGACAUGUUCCCCUGGGACUGCACCGAGGCGUACGGCAGGUGCCCGACCAAGUGCGGCGACUGCAACCUGGCCAAGCAUCUCUGGGCGUUCCCCUUUGACUCGUGGUCGGCGACGGCGCUGCACCUCGCGCGCGGGCCAGACAUGUACGCACCACCGGCGGCGGCGGCGGCGGCGGUCGAGCCGCUCCCGUCAGCCAGCGGGCCGUCCGCCGACGCCAACGAGUCCUGGGCACGCAACCGGCUGUACGUCCUGGCCGCGUCGUCGAAGCUGUACCGCGGUGCCGUCGCCAUGGCACGCACGCCGCUCUUCUGUCGGACCACGGCCUGGCUUCACAAGACCAACGAGGGGCUUCUCGAAAUGCGUCCCUCCCUGGCGAGGGUACGCAUGGGCGGCAUCCAUCGCGCCCAGCCGUUCAGCCACGACUUCGACACGGGGACGCACGCAGACUUCUUCCUCGCGCCGUGGGCGCUGCUCCCGCGCGACGAGCAAAUCGCCGACUACAAGAAGCUGCGCGACGCGCGGGCCGCGCUGGCAGAUGUGGACAGCGACGCCGCGAGCGCACGCUUGGUGCAGCAGCCGUUCCGGAAGGCGACGAAGGCGGCGCGGGACUUUGGCGGGUUUGGCGGGAACCGCUCGGGCGUGGUGCCCCCGUACAGUACCUACAGCUCCCACACGACGACGACGACGAACAACGCCCAGAUUAUAUGGAUUGCGGACGCGGGCUUCACCCCGGACGCGUGCGACGCGGAGAGAGGCACGGGGGCGUGCGCGGGCGAUGCGGCGGGGAGCUCCGAGAAAUGA